Messenger RNA from Onychostoma macrolepis, 1592 nucleotides. RefSeq names its product multiciliate differentiation and DNA synthesis associated cell cycle protein (gene mcidas). Gene Ontology annotation, biological process: negative regulation of cell cycle; negative regulation of DNA replication. The record is from RefSeq and is a predicted model, not a curated record. Gene Ontology annotation, cellular component: nucleus. Lineage: Eukaryota; Metazoa; Chordata; Actinopteri; Cypriniformes; Cyprinidae.
CUGAAUGAACUGGCGCUCUGAAGCGCGCGGACUCGAGGCACGCGUCGCUACACACGUGACGCACCUGACGACAACGGUCACAUCAACACCGAGCAUCACUGCACCAUGCAGACCUGCUACUACCCUCAGCUGCCUUAUCUCUCGGACCAUGCAGCUCUAUCAGCCAACCAAUCAUCUACUGAAGAUCUGCUGGACUUUGCCACAGAUGAGUGUCAGUCCACUGAUACACAUUUAAAGACACAUGAAGACCACACAGAUCUGGAUCAUGAUCUGGAUCUCUCUCUAGAGCUGAACAGACAGCUUCAUGCCACACUCGGGAGAAAGCAAGAGGAAAUAUCUGCCCUGAAGGAGACAAAUGCCCAGCUGAGAAAUCUGGCUAAACAGACUGAACAUUACACCACAAUAUUAGAUGCUCUGACAACAUCAUUCCAGAGAGACUCAGUAUCACACUGCACUCCUGUGAGGCCAACAGAGGAUCAUUCUUCUGAACACUCCUGGAUCUCUCUGCUGACACAAGAAGGACCAUCAGAUCCAUCAUCCACAGCUUUAACUAACUCCAUCACCACUGACAAACAAAGGCCAACAUCAGGGGUCAAGCGGCAGCUGUGGUCCAGCUGGAAUGACCUUCUCUGCGAAGAUGCUGAGGACCAGCUUGAACUUUCCGCCAGUUCCAAGCAGCCCAGGCUUGAAAAUGAACUUGUACAAGUAGACUUGGAGCAUCUGAAGGCCCAGCUGGACCAGGUUGAACAGGCUCCUCAGCAACUAAGUGAAGAUUCAGGCCUGACCCAGAAUCAAAUCCUUGAGAUGUCCUCUGGAGGGAUGAGUGCACAAAGGGUGAACAUUUUUGGGGCUUUCCAUGGGCUUCGAGUGGUUACACAAACCCCAUCUGUCAUAUCUGAUCUUAACAUGAGUGGAGAUGAUGGAAAAGUGUGCUUUAAGACCGCAAUCAGGGACCACAGUACCGUAAAGACCAAGGUUUUUCCACAUGGAAAGGCUUUCACCUCUCACACACCAAGUGGAUCUUGUAGGUUCCUUUGGGUUCCUAAUGAGCACACUGAACAGCUUUAUGAUUAAAAGAGCUGAUUUUGUGAAAAAUCAACAGUAUUUCAUGUAGAUCAAAAGAACGUUGUUCAGUUUAGACCAGGGUUCCUCAAAUCCUUCCCUGGAGGGCCAAUCUGCUGCAGAGUUUAGCUCCAACCCUGAUCAAACUCACCUACCUGUGAUUUUCUAAUGAACUUGAAGACUCUGUUUGAUUAGGGUUAGAUCUAAACUCUGCAGGAGUGGGCCAGAUUUGAGGAUGCCUGGUUUAGACCAAUAAAAGUCCUUAUUUGAGCAAGGCUGCUUUUGAAUUCCCACCAUCGGUCAACCUUUAAACUCCCUUAAAACUAAAGGUUCUUUAUUGAAUCAAUGGUUCCAUGAAGAACCUUUAACAUCCAUGGAACAUUCCAAUGCACAAAAGGUUCUUCAUAGCGGUAAAAGGUUCUUUAGUUUUAGAAAGUUCUUCACACCGUGACAAAAUGUUUCUUUUAAGAACUUUUCACUGAACGGUUUCAAAUGUGACUGCUCCUCAGCUCCUGUGACCUUGUGAGGAA